UCCAUACAAUUUCGGAAACCCAAUGUGGCCCUCAGGGCAAAAAGUUUGCCCGCCCCUGCUCUAAUUGCUUUCUCUGCUGAAACGAAGGAAGAUGGUAAAGGAAUAAAAAUUAUUUUCUAGAUCUUUCCCAAUAAAGAUGUGUUAGAGUAGGUGGCUUUCACAGCAUUUAAUCUGUCCAUAUGCAAAUAUAGGACCCUGGAAUUUCAAUUAUGUCCCACAUGCUAAGGCCCCAUUGCAAUGCCCAUUGGAGUCAAUGGGAGUUCAUCCAUUCACUUCAUUCAACACUGGAUCAGUUCGAAAUGAGGAAUUCAUUUUUUAAAAUAGCAAAACUUUGGGGGUUCCGUUCCUUACUAUGAAAAUUUCCAUACCCUGAUCAAGUAGAGUUCCUGAUUCCACUCUUUUACAGACAUAAAAAGAGGGAGAACAUAAGGUGGGAAAGAGUUAGAUUUGGAUCUAAAAUAUGAGACAGUUGAGAGAGAUGUUUGGUUUGGCAGUCGAAAUAUAUAAUUUGAUGCUUGGCAUUGUCAUGGUCUUAGCUACUAACUCUGUCAAAGCAAAUGUUCCCUUCUAGGAAUAAGGAAUACUGUAAGUUACCAGUGCCUAGAUGGUGGUUUUAGAUUAUAGAGAAUGGAAUCCUAUUUUAAUGUGCACACCACAUUUGUUAAUAGAGUGGGCUUUAUAGAAAUCACUCAGAUAGAUAUGUUUCAAAUUGGACCCUACUCUGACAUUAAAAAGGUGUUUGUCUUAGAACAAUUCACUGUAAAAUCUAAUAUUUUUUAGACCAAGAGCCUGUUACCACUGCAUUACUCCAGUUGUGUGCCAAUGUGUAACACCACUGAUUUCAUUGGCAUCACAGUGGUAUAUAAAAGAGAAAUGCCAUGGUGUAUCAAACCUCAAAGGGCACAGUAGUCCCACUGAAAUCAACGGGACUACUCACAGUAAUAAAGGCACCUUAACAUUUAUUAACUGUGUCAAUGUGAAGUGGGGAACCAGAGUACAAGAUCUGUUCACAUAUGCAAAAGUUAUGGCCCUUAUCAUGAUCAUCUCGGUGGGUCUUUAUAAAAUUAGUAAAGGAGAAACAGAAAAUCUUAAAGCUCCAUUUGAAGGUUCAACAACUGAUGUAGGAUGUAUAGCACUUGCUCUGUAUUCAGCCCUCUUUUCCUACUCUGGAUGGGAUACCCUGAAUUAUGUCACUGAGGAGAUGAGGAAUCCUGAAAGGAAUCUACCCCUCUCAAUUGCAAUUUCAAUGCCUAUUGUGACCAUUAUUUACUUGAUGACUAAUGUAGCAUACUAUGUAGUGUUGGACAUGCCAGCUCUUCUAACAAGCGACGCAGUGGCAGUGACAUUUGGUAAUGAAACCCUUAGUUAUGCUAAGUGGAUAAUUCCUAUUGCAGUGGCCAUGUCCUGUUAUGGUGGAUUAAACUCAUCAACUAUUGCAGCUUCCAGGCUUUUUUAUGUUGGAGCCAGAGAAGGACACCUUCCUGAUAGUUUGAGUUUGAUUCAUAUAAAGUGUUUCACACCAAUCCCUGCUCUUUUCUUUAAUGGUUUAAUGACUUUGCUCUACCUCCUUGUGGAAGAUGUCUUUCUCCUCAUUAAUUACUACAGCUUCAACUACUGGCUGUAUGUUGGGCUGUCUAUUGCAGGAUUAAUAUACCUGAGACAUACUCAGCCUGAUAGGCCACGGCCUAUUAAACUCAGCCUCUUCUUUCCUGUAGUAUACUGUUUAUGUUCCAUUUUCCUGGUCCUGGUUCCUCUCUACAGCGAUACAAUCAAUACCCUCAUUGGAAUUGGCAUAGCCCUCUCUGGAAUUCCUGCAUAUUAUUUGGGAGUUUAUUUACCAUCUGAAAAGAAACCUAAAUGUCUUCAGUGGCUCUCUGCCACAACAACAAAAUAUGUUCAGAUGUUGUUCUACUGUUGUCUGACAGACUUGGACACUGAAGUGGAUCAGACAGAAGCUAAAGCCAAAUAGGGUUGUCUGGACAUUUACAUACUUGAAGCAUUUUUAGUGUCUGAAAUUCUUUGUGUAGGGUUGGUUGCACGAAAGUACCAACAAUUACACUGUGCAUCAGUUUGAUGUUAAUUAUUUUUGUGCUUAUUUUAUUAGCCCCUUCACUGCCAAGGGUAUUUACCAAUCCCUGUUCUACAGGAUUUUUUUCUAAUUUUGUUUAUUAAUGCUGAUUGAUUACCUGGUGAUUGUGAAGUGCUUUGAAAAUAUAAAGCACUGUAUGAAUAAGCUCUUCAUGUUACAUAAGUGUUAGUUUUUGCAAGCCUUUUGGAAUAAAUCUAUCCAGUGCAAAGCAGAAUCUUGAGAAAUAAAAAGACAAAUGAAAGAAUACAAUGCAAAUCAGAAACUUACUAGAUUUACAUUUCUAAAGAUAAGGCAGGAGAAGAAAGUCACAAUAUAAAUUUAAGAUUUGUAUUGCAAUUAGUAAAUUUGUUUCUCAGCAAAAAAGUUUAAGUAGGCAGGCAAGCAUUUUCAAGGUAUAAAUGCAUCACUAGAACAAAAAAAAUCUAAUCCAUGUUCCCCUAAGUAGAUCCCAGCAGACACAUUUAAUUCAGUUACAAGAAGAAUACAAGGGAAGUGGACUAUCUGAAAAAUAAAAGCUCUGUGCUAAACCUUAUGUGAGGACAUACAACAAUUGUCAUCUUUUUGCAGUAGAGGCAUUUCAGAUGACAAAUUAGUUCACAUAGUUGUUGUCACAGGUGUGCCAGAUCUCUUGCAGAUCAGCUAGUCAUGGAAUAGGAUAAAAAGACUGCAAGUUCUACUUCAGUAUAUGUACAUUCAGGGGUAAGCACAUCACCUUUCUAUAGUGCCUGUGUUCACCUACAAACAUCAAAAAAUGUGGCCUCAUAAACCAUAGUAGAUAUGCUGGUUGAUUUUCAUUUAAGAAGGAAUGAAGCAUCCAUCUCCUGAAAACGUAGAAGACAAAAUAAACAUCCUGAAAGAACUAUCUGGGACUUAGGCCCCAGAGGCAAUUCCUCUAGCCUUUCUUGAUAUACACUAUACUUUGUCAUCCUGUAGGAUGUGUUACACUUACUUUCCAUAAUGCUAUUGGAAUAUAUAUAAUAUUCUGUGUGUA
Messenger RNA from Chrysemys picta bellii (western painted turtle), 3080 nucleotides. RefSeq names its product Y+L amino acid transporter 2-like. Gene Ontology annotation, cellular component: membrane. Gene Ontology annotation, molecular function: L-amino acid transmembrane transporter activity. The record is from RefSeq and is a predicted model, not a curated record. Gene Ontology annotation, biological process: amino acid transmembrane transport. NCBI's taxonomy places the organism in Eukaryota, Metazoa, Chordata, Testudines, Emydidae.